This is a messenger RNA of Cantharellus anzutake, 631 nucleotides long. RefSeq lists its product as uncharacterized. The coding region runs from base 155 to 550 and encodes 131 amino acids. The record is from RefSeq and is a predicted model, not a curated record. The transcript has 4 exons. NCBI's taxonomy places the organism in Eukaryota, Fungi, Basidiomycota, Agaricomycetes, Cantharellales, Hydnaceae.
ACAAGGACUCAAGCUGAAGGAUAUGUAGGGCUGCGGAGAGCUGGAAUGCAAUAUAGCGCUAAUAGAAGCUCGGGGUGUGGAUUCUGUAUUGCGGCAGGCUGAGUUUUCCCCGUCUGGGUGUGUUUGGGUUGUGUUGUGGAGAUGUUCCUUAGGCAUGCCAUACAUGGCAUCUCCCAAUUCCUGGCAAAUCUAUUCUGCUUUGCUGUUAAUUGUUCUCCUUGCGCCGUUGUGCCAUUGCAUAUGCACCUCGGCACCGUUCACUGGGUUAGAGUCUAGGCAGGACCCCAGCCUCUAUGGCUUACCUUAUGAACGUGCCCACUUAACGGCGCCUGGCAAGGCUCACAUGCACCAGAAAGCAAACGUCCAUUUAUCACCAUCUAGGGGCACUCGCAAAAGCAAGCACCGUAACGAGGCCGAAGAACCCUCGGAACAUGUCUGCUGCAUCUCGAUCUCGCCGUCGCUAUCAAAGAGGGGUAUGCGCAGUUGUGCAAGGUGGCGAAUGCAUCUCUGCGUAUCAAGACAGAAGACCUUUAUAUCCUACCAUCUAUAGUACGUAAAUCUGCCCCCAGGUCAAAGAGAAAUCGAGAAGGCAGCAACUCUCCCACUAGGGAAAACCGCCAAUACGUCCAAU